CUCCAGUUUCAUCUCCAGAAAGAAGAAACUUCAGAAUGAGCGGAAGAGGCAAGACCGGAGGAAAGGCCAGAGCCAAGGCCAAGACUCGCUCCUCCCGCGCAGGACUGCAGUUCCCCGUGGGCCGUGUCCACAGGCUGCUGCGCAAAGGCAACUACGCGCAGCGUGUUGGUGCCGGAGCCCCCGUCUACCUGGCGGCCGUCCUGGAGUAUCUGACCGCUGAGAUCCUGGAGCUGGCUGGAAACGCUGCCCGCGACAACAAGAAGACCCGCAUCAUCCCCCGUCACCUGCAGCUGGCCGUCCGUAACGACGAGGAGCUCAACAAGCUGCUGGGUGGAGUCACCAUCGCUCAGGGUGGAGUGCUGCCCAACAUCCAGGCGGUGCUGCUGCCCAAGAAGACCGAGAAGGCCGCCAAGGCCAAGUAGAGCUGCUGGCCGUCAACACUGCUGGACCUCAGACCCACAAAGGCUCUUUUAAGAGCCACUCACCUCUAACCUUCAGAGUGAUUCACUGCUAUGAGGUUUUUCUUACUUCGUUUAUGGAUCAUGUUGGCCCAUAAUCUGCAUUCAACUAUUAAAUCAUUUCAGAAAUAUACAUGUAUUCUAAAUCACAAACACUCUGUGUGUUUUUUCCUCUGGAAGAUUCAUAACCUCUAAAUUACUUUUCAGCUGGGAAACUUUUCCUCCUUUAGACAUGUUUAUGUUUAUGUUUUCCUUCAUGUUGCCAAUUGAGUCACUAGAUAAUUGAACAUUAAAAUAUUUCUCAACUUGAGACUUUUAUCUCCUAAAAUGUCUG
Xiphophorus couchianus (Monterrey platyfish) is the source of this 792-nucleotide messenger RNA. RefSeq names its product histone H2A-like. Gene Ontology annotation, cellular component: nucleosome. Gene Ontology annotation, molecular function: structural constituent of chromatin; protein heterodimerization activity; DNA binding. Bases 36 to 422 code for a protein of 128 amino acids. NCBI's taxonomy places the organism in Eukaryota, Metazoa, Chordata, Actinopteri, Cyprinodontiformes, Poeciliidae. The transcript has a single exon. The record is from RefSeq and is a predicted model, not a curated record.